AUGUCUUCUUAUCCAGUUACCAACGGGGUGAUCACUUUUCUGCCGCCGCCGGAAGGAUACGUCGUCGACUUUGACAAUCCUCAGCAGCAAGAUGCACUCAAACAUUUUCUCAUCUUCGGCAUCUUCGGGUCUCUGGCCAUUCUGUGUCUGUUGCAGAGGCUAUAUGUAAAGUAUUACAUAAUGCGCGGGUUGAAGAUUGACGAUGUCUUGAUCACACUGGCAUGGAUUUUCUCUAUUGUCAUGCAGUCGGCUCAGAUAUGGUCAAUAUCUAUCGGAGGUCUAUGCCAUCAUGCAUGGGAAAUGCCCAUUGACGUCUUUGAGAAGCAUAUGCUGAGUUCUUACAUCGCCGCUCCAGCGUUCAUCAUCUGCAACGGUCUGACGAAAAGUUCGCUUCUGACUUUCUACCUUCAAGUGUCCCCGCAGAAAUGGUUUAGAAGAGCGAUAUUUGUGACCAUCACUUUCGUUGUUCUAUACACCAUUAUCAUCGCCAGUCUACUGCUUUUCGGAUGUCAACCAAGAGAGACAGCAUGGGAUCCCUACUUAUUCGCUAGCGGAAAGUGCAUUAACUAUGCCGUCAUGUACAUAAUCAUCGCUGUCGCCAACAUCAUCUCAGAUAUAGUUCUCUUCGCCAUUCCUAUGCCGAUGAUUAUUCGCUUGAAGAUGCCGCUGGGACAGAAAAUUGGCCUGGGUAUUAUGCUCGGCAUUGCUACCAUAACUGUCACGACGUCUAUUAUCCGCAUGAUCUACUUACCCUCACUCUUGGGAGCAUUAGAUAUCCCAUGGAUCGCAGCCCCGGCAAAUGUCUGGUCAUUCGUGGAAGUCAACCUCUUCAUUAUAUGUGGCUGCAUGCCGACAUUUCGCAAGUUCUUCAAACGCUUCGCACCGAAAUGGAUGGGCUCUUCAAGCGACUCAGGCAGUUCAGAGCCACCUUCAAACGAUUCGCUGCAUAAAGUACAGAGGAAGAAGCAUACAGGCUACUCUCAGUUUGACACAUGUGGUUCUUUGGAACUGGCGACCUACCCCGACACCGUGAGCCGAACAACCCAAAUUACGGCAGGGAGUAUUUGCAGUGGAGUGAUGGGAAACAGGUUGGAUAAUGCGAGCGAAGAAGCAAUAUUGCAGCCAACCAAGAUUGUGUGCACAAAAACGUACAACGUCUCACACGGCGAAUAG
Molecule: messenger RNA, 1173 nt
Organism: Fusarium proliferatum ET1
Lineage: Eukaryota; Fungi; Ascomycota; Sordariomycetes; Hypocreales; Nectriaceae
Exons: 6
Coding region: 1-1173 (390 amino acids)
Source: RefSeq, a predicted model, not a curated record